GAGCUGCAAGUCCCAGCCUUUUAUGGGAACCUGCUGGGGUUGCUGUGCCACAACAGCUGGAGAGCCACCAGUGUGAGAUGGCCACGUUGAACACCACCGUAGCUGGUCACCUACAUCAGGAGAGAGACGUAAAGUUGGAUAAAAAGAAAAACAUAAUUUUUAAAGGGAAAUUGUUCUAUUUAGAUCUUUCCCGCAGCAAGCAGACCCAGAUCCUUGCUAAAGCCAUUUGCAAGAUGGGUGGGGUCAUUGAAGGAUUCUUAAGCAAAGAUGUCCAUUAUGUGGUGACAGGAAGCAGAGAAACUUCAGGCAUUGUUAAGGGGCGCUCAGGAGAUAAAAGAGAGGUGUGCUUGCAACGCCAGGCUACAAAAAAGAUGAAGACAACUCCAUGCAGCCGUGGGAAGCAAUUAGUGAAGAAAGUCAUCCAAAACCAGGAAUGUAGCAGUGUGCUGACCAGUGCUCGUUCUUGGGGUGUUAGCAUCCUCCAUGUGGAUGAGAUUCUAGAUUACUUUGAGCUUCCCACACACACAAAUAAGAAUGCAGAGGAGAGGGCAUCUGGGUGUACCAAACAGACACUAAAAGGUUUCACAGUAGGUAAACUAAAGUGCCCCUUCCUGAAGAUAGAGGACCAUAGCCAAAAGUUCCGUCCCCUCCAGUGUUCUUUCACCAGCUUCCCAGAGCUUUCAUUCAUCUCUUCAGACAGGAGCCCGUUUGAGACUGCAUGUACCAACAACAGUACGCCUAAAGAGCGAGACCUUGGCGAGGAAGAUGAGGUGGAGAGGAGUAUGAUACCACACGCCUGGGAGAAGAGUGGAUACUGUGAAUGCUGUGAGGUGGAAUACACCAAGCUUAGUGAGCACCUGAUUAGCGAACAGCACUGCUUCUUUGCUCUUGAUGCUUCCAACUACAGAGUAAUCGAUGAUCUCACAGCUCAUAUCACUUGUGAUGAAAUGGAGAUGCCUUAUGAGUAAGUGCUAUGUUCUUCCCUUCUGGUCAGUGUCCCGCCAUUGUUGCCCACUGUUCAGGCACAUUAACAGUUCUGCCACAGAGCCAAGACUUAAUAGAAACAAAUUUGCAGCACUAGCCUAGGAGCUUUUUUCCAACUUGCACUGUCAGCAAGAGAAAAAUACAGUGAUUUACAUAGUAACAUAGUUAAUGUGGUUGAAAAGAGGCAAAAUGCCCAUCGGGUUCAUCCUGUAUUCUGUAUUAAGCUGAGUUCAU
Molecule: messenger RNA, 1218 nt
Organism: Pseudophryne corroboree (corroboree frog)
Lineage: Eukaryota; Metazoa; Chordata; Amphibia; Anura; Myobatrachidae
Gene: DBF4B
Product: DBF4B-CDC7 kinase regulatory subunit
Exons: 12
Coding region: 78-968 (296 amino acids)
Biological process (GO): positive regulation of nuclear cell cycle DNA replication; regulation of cell cycle phase transition
Cellular component (GO): Dbf4-dependent protein kinase complex
Molecular function (GO): zinc ion binding; nucleic acid binding; protein serine/threonine kinase activator activity
Source: RefSeq, a predicted model, not a curated record